UAUGCUGUGUGUAGUCAGGUGAGGUAGCGUGAAACUAAGUAAAUAAGAAGCCAAGUGAGUGGGUUAAGAUAAGAAUUUUGGAGUAUUUACGAACAAAUCUUUACCAGUGUCGAAGUUAAUCGGCAGUUUUGCAGUGUGGGUAGUGAGUGGGUGUUGUUUAUUUAGUCAGGUGAGGUGGCGUGGAAUCAACAGUUAAUGGGAAACCAGACUAAGGCCCCACCAUGCCUGGGAAGGUGAAGGUUCGUGUGCUGGCAGGCCGCAACCUGCCGGUGAUGGAUAGGUCGUCGGACACCACAGAUGCCUAUGUGGAGGUGAAGCUUGGCCAGGUCACCUUCAAGACAGAGGUGUUCAGGAAGAGCCUCAACCCACAGUGGAAUUCAGAGUGGUUCAGGUUUGAGGUGGAUGACCAGGAACUUCAGGACGAGCCACUACAGAUCCGCUUGAUGGACCACGACACUUACUCUGCCAACGAUGCCAUAGGGAAGGUGUAUGUGGACCUGAACCCCUUGCUGCUCCCCCCACAGUGCCACCUCCCCUCCCAGAGGCCACAUGACCCCUCCCAGCCAGGCACAGCAGUCAUGUCAGGUUGGCUUCCCGUCUAUGACACAAUGCAUGGGAUCCGAGGGGAGGUCAAUAUUGUCGUCAAGGUGGACCUCUUCUCAGAUUUCAACAGGUUUCGACAGUCAUCGUGUGGAGUCCAGUUCUUCUUCACUCCGGAGAUCCCUGCUGGGUACCGCUGCCAGAACAUCGUGGGCUUUGUGGAGGAGCUGGUGGUGAAUGACGACCCAGAGUACCAAUGGAUAGACAAGAUUCGUACGCCACGUGCCAGCAACGAAGCAAGGCAGACUCUCUUCUUCAAGCUGUCUGGAGAGUUACAGCGUCGCAUUGGCCUUAAAGUACUGGAGCUUGGAGGGAAUGCAGUCAUCAGUUACCGCCAGUACUUCGAUCUUGAGGGAGAGACAGGUAUUGUGGUGAGAGGUCUAGGGUCGGCCGUCACCCUUGUCAGGCUGCACUAUGACACAGGCGGAGGGGGAGGCACAACACACUCCCCUUCACCACUGCGAGAGAUCACCAACCAGAGAGAAGAGGAGGAUCUGGUGCUAGAAAACAUCUAUGCUGUUUCCUUGAGCCCUUCCCAUCCCCUCAUGCCCAUCUCAGUGGUGCAUCUUCCUCCUCACAAGCAGUCCACUGCCUCAGCUCCCCCAUCCUGCCUUUGGCUGCCCCCUGCACCCAUGCACAGCCUCCACCCAUGUCACAGUGGCCUCCCUUACCCCUCUCCAUCUACAUCUCCCACUCUGCCAUCUCAGUGGCUGGACCUGAUGGUGGGGCCAGGGGUGGGGGAGGGCCAUGAUGGGAGGGGAGGCCGCUGGAUGCUGCGGGGACUUCCCCUGGGUCCUCUGGGGAAGCGAAAGACUCGGCCCGCAACCUCUGUUGUGCAGCACCCGCCUGUGUUCAUGCAACGGAACCCCUCCAUGGGCUGGCGUCAGUCCAGCCGGGGACACCCCAAGCACCACAAGGCCUGGACAGCCAAGUCAGGACCCCAUGGGAUGGCUCACAACAGCUCCCGCAAACCAGCCAAUCACGACAGUCUGGAGUCCCUGAGGGCUGGCCUGCGCCGCACUGCCCAGCGUGUCAUGAGGCUGCGUGCUGGUCUGGAGAAAUCACAGAGCUUUGACACCGGCACUGUCCACUCCAGGCAAGUUGGGGGAACCUCCAAGGGCACCAAGACUGUGGGACGCCUUCUGAAAGCCCGUGGCCAGUCCUGGGCUGCCCCAAGACAGCCACACUUAACCCUGAGACAAGCCAGAGAAUCCCUCACCUCUCCUGAUGACUGUAGAGAUGACUGGGACCUGGACUCCCCUGACAUAGUGGAGGUGGUGGGCCUGGAGGAGACUGAGAUAGGGGAGGAGGAUGAGGAGGGCCCAGAGGUUACAAGCAUCCAGUACUCCUUCAAGCGAGUCUCUGCUGCCCACUCUGACCCAACUCUUAACAGGAGUAUCUUUGCCAAGCAGCGGCUUGCGGCAGCAAGGGUACAGCCGCCUGCCCAGAUACAGCUGGUGUCUUCUGAUGAGGAGGACUGCAGCUCUGGCCAGGGCUCCUCUGAUGACAGCAGUCCAGAAUGCCAGCCCAUGCCAACUUUGCCUGUUUGCUCCCCUAAGAAGCAAAAGUUCUACCUGAGUGAGGACAGCCUGGAGAAUGCAGAGCCUGCCCUUCUGACCUUGCCGGCUGCCCCAUGCCGCUCCUCCAGUGACUCUCAGUUGAUGGAGCUGGAGAACUAUCCUGGCUCUCCUUUUCGACCCAAGUGCCACACCUUUUCAGGCAAGGAGAGGCCCAAACUAUUCUUGAAAACCAUCCAGGGCCAGGAUGACCUGCACCUGAUAGACGGUGGGAAGGCAGAGUGUCAUAAAACUGCCAAAAAGGUACCACUCUCACCCAUUGUCCCAGAAUUCUCUCCUGAAUCCCUCACCUUCACAGACAACACCCAGCAGUGUUAUGAAUUAGAGGGGGAGCACUCUGCCACUUCUCUACCCAAGGAGGAAACAACAAAAUCAAAGAAAGGAAAGAUGGUUCUUACCUUAAAUUCCCUCCAGCCUCAUGCUUCACACACACACUCCUCCACCCUCCCUCUCCUCCCUGCCAUUGCAGUCACUCCCUCCACUCCAGUCCUUCCUGCUAGGUCCCGUACAUCUCCUGGUACUCUGGGGCAGGAGUGCUAUGCUUGUGGGGUGCAGGGAACUCCCACAGUCCUCACAUCCAGAAUUGUGGAAGGCAGGGAAGAGACUGAGCUGAAUGCCGCCAAAGAAUCAUCAUUUUCCUCUUUCAUCUCAGGAUCAUCUUCCUCCUCCUCAUCAUCCACCCCUCCUACCAUCUCCAGUACUUGCCAUUCUCCACUUCCUCCUCCACUGUCACUUUCCAUUCUUCCUCCUCCUCCUCCUCCUCCUCCUCCUCCUCCUCCUCCUCCUCCUCCUCCUCCUCCUCCUCCUCCUCCUUCUUCCUCUCUUCCUCAUAGUGUGAGCAUGGAGAAUCAGGAAAUGCUGGAGUCUGCUUUAGAUGUAGUAGUGUGUGCUAAGUGUGCUCCUCCUUCUCCCACCCUGCCCUCGCCUCGCCCCGCCUCUAGCCUAGACAUGCUUGCGGAGGUCCGGCCAGGCUCGGCACCCUCUGUCGGCUCCCCCAAGCGGCCCUUGGCCCGUAGUCGUCACACUAGCGGCUGUUACCCCUCCUUCGUGUCCAGGAGUCCGCUGCCCCCAGAGCCUGAUGCACCACAGACAGCCCCCAUCCCCCAGCCCAAUGGAGUGGUUGGGGGGGGCCCAGGAGCGGGAGGCACAGCUGCAAACUCCUCACCCACACACUCCGGGAAGCUGGCCAGUCCUGCCCGCACUCCUGGAGUCUCCAUCAACAGACGGUCUUCAGACUCUGACCUCUCCAUCACUCCUAAAGUCUCUCCCUCAAACACAGGAAGCAGCCUAGCAGGGAGUGGAGGGUCCUCGAGUGGGGGUGUGGUGGGAAAGGUGGGAGGCAGCGCACUGUCUGCCUCACACCACCGCCCCAUCAUGACCCAAGAGUCCUUUGACCUCCUGGAGUAUCCUUUCCUCACCAUGAAGUCCUUCCCACCAGGCUUCAUCCUUCAUCUAGGAGGAACCGUCAGCGCCCGAUCCGUCAAGCUGCUGGACCGGCCACACCCUCCGGAGGAAGUAGAGACUCGAGACAAUUGGUGGACACAACUCAGGAUGGAGAUCAGGUCCCACACACGCGCCCUGGCUUGUAAUGUGGUGUUGGGCUAUGAGGAAUUCACCACUAUUAGUGAUGAGGUGAUUGUACUCAAUGCAACUGGCACGGCAGCAGUGAUCAGCCUCCGCUAUCUGGAGACAGACAACAUUGGAGGCAUGUCAGGGCUGCCCAGAUCCCUCCGUGACCCCAUGACCCUCUCUCUCGACCGCAAGGACUUUGAACAACAGCAACAACAGCAGCAGCAGCAGCAGCAGCAGCAGCAGCAGCAGCAGCAGCAACAACAACAGCAACAACAGAUGCAGCAGGGGGGAGUGCCACAGCAGGCGCCAGGGAAGGUCCAGGCCUGCAAGGAGGGACACACAGGCUCACAGGUGUGCUUGAGGCAUAGAGUUUCAAGCCCUCGCCCUCUUAAGCGAUUUGUUACAUGCAUGAGUCGCAGUCAUCCCUGCAUAGAGGAUGGAGUGUGUGGGGAGGGUGGUGGCAGCAGCAGUGGUCCCUCUCAGUCCACAAGCAACCCCACUCCAGGCUGCCCCACUCACACCUCAGCAGCCCCCACCCUGCCCCCGCUGUGUGCCAUGUGCCAUGUGCCAUAUUCUGAAACGUCUCUUCCAUUCAGGGUCAAGAUCUCCAAGUGUGCUGUGUGCAGAAAAGGAAAAGUGCCAGAUGUCCUCUUCACCACCCUGGAGCUCCCGACAUGUCUGCCUGUCUCUGGCAUAGGCUGUCUCAUUCAAGCCAGAGUUGCCAGAUCCAAGAAGGACCUCAAGGGUGAACUGAAUGCCAAGGAAAUCUCAGACUCAUUGCCAUUCCUGGAGUAUGAGCUUCAUAAACACCUUAUUAACAAGAUGAAGAUCAAGGGGAUGAACUCACUGUUUGGGCUGCGGGUGCGGGUGACAGUGGGUGAGCGGCUUAUUGUUGGGGUGGCCACGGCAACAGCAGUUUUCCUGACGGCACUUCCCCCACCGCCAGUUCCCCGGGUGACCGGGGGUGCAGGGCGGGAGGACGAGAAGCGCCGAGUGGAGGUACAGAAGCUCCUCCAUGCCACCAUUGCCCGCAACAAGGAGUGUUAUGGCCUCAAACACGUGCCUGCUGAUUUGGGUGAUGAAGGAGUGCCCUCAGAUACUGAGGAUUCUGAGGAUGACCUUCCUGAGAUUGACCUUUCUUCAGGCAACAAAGACACAUCAGUCCUGGAGCUUGAUGAUAUGGAAGAUGCAGAAAUGAUUGAUCUCUUAGUGGAGGCCAACCCACCGGUCCACAUGGUGGCAGUAACAACUCAACUACCACCUGGAGUGCCCCGGGAGACCAUCGUUACCAACCUGCAGAUGUUCACUCGUGUGUGGCGGGCAAAAGUACCGACCUUGCUGAGUCACAACAUUUUCAACCAUUAUUUUGACAAGCUGCUUCAGAGUGUAUAUUUCAAGGUACGCAAGCUAUCUCCGUGCAUCAUCUCGGGUCUCCGAGUGAAUGUUGAGUUGCCAGAAGAGGAUGAGAUACAAAUCAGCCUCUUUGGGAUGGUGCUGGGACAGGGGACUCUUCCCACUGUUCCAUCCCUCCCACCAACCAGCUCUUCCCAAAGCCAGGCCCCUGUGCCUCACUCCAUUCAUCCUGAAGUCCCACAGAAGAAAGCUAAACAAGCACUAUCAACAGAUGAUGGGGAGAUGAUCUUCAAAAUGGAGGAGCUGGUGCCAGCAUCAGAGGAGACCAAGCCAAAGCCCACAGCACAGCCUCCUCCACCCUCUACCACCACCACCAGCACCAUCACUGCUGCUGCCACCACCACUGCCAGCAGACCAUUAAUGGGAGGCAUUGGAGGAGCCCUCUCUAUUACCCCUGUGUCUUCCUUCCCUUCCAUUCCUUCCUCCACCUCCAUCAGUUCUUCCACGUCUUCUGCUAGAUCAUCCCUUCGUUCCAAGAAUGACCCCAAGUAUUGUCAUUACACUCCGAGAGAGAGGUACGGAGUGGAGAUAACUCCGCUAUCAUACAUCCCUGGGGCACGCAUUGAAUCAUAUCUGGGGAACCUCAACUUUUUCUUCAUCAGGGAGUCCACGAGCAUCAAGGAGGUGAGAAAGAGUGGUGGACUAAGUGGAUUCAUGGGCAGCUUUGUCACUGAGGUCCUUGCACUAGUUCGAGCACAUGUGGCAGCUCUGGGAGGCAAUGCAAUGGUUGCUUACUUCAUGUCUGAAUGUGUCCUCCUCCACAACCCUUACAAAAACCAGGGUCAGUGUCUCAUUAAUGUGGGAGGAGACGUGGUGCAGGUACAGUACAAUGCCACGGCUCUGGUGUCUGAUGCCCCGGUGGAGGAGUGAGUAGCUCAGGUGAGGAUGUAGAGUGAGAGUGGAAUUCUUUUCCGUACCUCUUACUUUAUUAUUUUUUUUAUGUAGGAAAAAAUAACCCAGUGAAGUGCCAAUCCUAAAAGAAAUGUCAAAAGUGUCAUCCAGAAUUGAAGGACAAGUGUCUUGAAAUCUCCCUCUGCAAGAGUUCAAGUCCUAGGGAGGAGAAAAUGUAGAAGCAGACCAGGAGUUUCAGAGUUUACCAGAAAAAAGGAAUGAAUAACUGAAUAUACUGGUUAACUCUUGCAUUAGAGAGGUGGAGAGAAUAGGACUGAGAGAAAGUAGAAAGUAUUGUUCUUACCUCUUAUCUUCUUAUCUUAAUACUUCCUAUGGUAGUGUUCAGGUUUAUCACUUAAAUCUCAUCUAGUGGUUUUAAAAUGAUAGAAGUCAAGUCAUCUGCCUAGCAAGGAUGACUUGGUGAGAUUCAUUAUGCAUACUUUAUACUUCCAUCUAUUUCUAUUAUACCAUAGUCUUCAGUACCCUAUUUAUCAGUAUAUUGGGAUGAUAAUCUAUAUGAAAGAGUGGUUUAGUCUAUUAUACACUAACCUUCAUCUAAGUACUUAGGAUGCAAUAUUCAAGGUACUCUUAUCUGUACAUAGUGCAAAUGAUGAAUGAAUGUAUGGAUGAGUUCAGUUCCUUGUAAGAUGAAUACUAUACGCAAGAGGUUCUGAAGUACUUGUAUAAAUUAAUAGAGAAUAUUUGAGAGAGAGUUAGAGAAAGAGAGAGAGUUGACUUGAGUCUUGUACAGAAUAAUUUUUUAUUCAAAGAAGUUUUUUGAAGACAUUUAGUGGUUUAUCUCCUGCAUAGGCUGUGUAUGUGUGCAAGUGUGUGUAUAAGUGAGCAGGUAUUGAUAUAUAUGGUGUGUAAGUAUGUACAUUUGUAUAGUUGAGGUAAGGGGAUCUCAGUGUGGUAUAUAGGUAAAGAUUUAUUUGCAUAUAUAUCAUUGUUUAUCAUUAUAAUUAUUGCAUAUUAUUGUUGUCAUCAGUCCAGAUAGUGGAUGCUGUGAUAGAGCAUGACACUGCUGAGAGAGUAUACAGCUGCAAAGGGAAAUGUUAAUAUUGUCACCAUAACACAAACUUCAUGAGUAAUUUUUCUUUUGGACAAUUUUGGGAUUUUUUGCUUAGAUAAAUUCCUUGUUAUAUGGCACACAUAUUUGUAUAGUCCAGGGUGUGAGUGGGCCAAAAUUAAUCUGAAUUUUAAUGCUUGUAAUAUGAAAAUUAAGAAAAUAAUUCUUUAUUUUCAUUUUCCAGUAUGUAGAGAAAAACUACUUGGUUUGUUUAAGGUGAUGAUAUAGUGAUGAAUAAGUUUUAGGUUAUAAUAAAAAAUUAACAAGGUGAACAAAUGAAUGUUUAGAGGCCAUAUUAUUCCAUAUGAACAAUAAACUACAGCUGUACCUAUGAAUCAUGCAGUAGUAAUUAAGUAUAUCUUAAUGAACAUAUGAUUGAAACACAUGAGAUUAAGGAUCAGAUCUGAGAAAGCUAACGUUGUACACCUGAUCAAUAUUAUUUUAAUCUCUCUGUAUCACAAGUUUAAAUGGAUAUUCAAGGAAGGCUUUCCAGCUCAUAUAUUACAUAAUUGAGGUGCUUAAUUAUGACAUGCAUGCAGAUAUAAGUUGUUAUAGAGGGAGGAGAAGCUGCACUGUGUAUGUUUGGUAGGGAGGUGUGUAGAGACUGAUUCUGUGCAAUACUUUUUUACCUGAGAAUUUUGACUGUGCAAUUUUUAAACCCCCGCAGAUAUCUCACAUUAUAUUAUUCACUUACAUAUUUAUUUGUGUUUAUUUAUUAGUAUUCUAUUUUUUUCUACAUAUUGCAGCUUUUCUUUACACUAUCUUUCUAGUCUUUUUCUUUCUUUUUUUUUAGAUUUUUUUUUUUUCACUUAACGCAAGGUCUUACAUAUCGUUCCUUAAUUUGUAGUGGGUAUUAGUUGCAGCAUUGGUCUUUGGUUUGUAGUAUUUACACGUUACUGUUGAUAUACUGCUCUAUUGAUAAGGGAUACAAGUAUUAACACAACUUUUCUCCCUCUAAGAUGACAUUUACUUUACUUCAUCACGUGCAGCAUAUCCAUUUGAGUCAUUUUAAUCCUCAGAGGCAAAGGAUCUAUGAAUCUUUCUCCAUGCUGUAAGAAGAAUUAAGAUCAGCUUGACCUACAGAGUCAACAGUUACAUAUAAUUUAAGUUUUAGCUCUGACUGCUAUGAAUUCUUAAGUAUAAUUAAAAUGUUCUAUUGUAAAUUUAGAGAUUUCAGAAGAUCAUUAGCAGUAGGAGUGAAUAAUGGAGUGGUUUGAUUCUUCUACUGUCUGAUGCUUUUUUUUUUUUUCUUUUUUCUUUGGGGGGGUGGCCUAAUAAAUCAUUAAAAGUUACUCAAAUCAAGUAAAAAGUUCAUCAUUAGCAGUCAGAGAGUUAAUAUUCAUGGUAUAGUUUAUCAAACAUCAGAUUUUACAUAAUUUCUUUCUCUGAACUGCAUUCCAGCCUAUGCAGCAUAUCACUUUGAUGGUUGGAGAGAGUGUGUUACUUCGUAAGGGAAAGAGAAGCUUUUGUUUUAUCUCAACAUGGCAGAGUAAUAAUACAAGAGUGCUCAGGAUAUGAUUCUCGCUCUUAACUUUUCCCCUUUCUAUGUCAAAAGUACGCAUUUCUCUUAACGUACUGUACUACUUACAAGCAUCGAAUUUAUUACAGGAGGUAUUGUGGUUAUGAUUUUAAGCAAUACUCUUAUAGGUUGUUUCCAUUCGUGUAUGUGUUCGUGUGUUACGUGCCGCCAUGCAGACAGAGCCUCUCGGGUGCUUGUGUUCCGUGUUGUGUUGUGUUGUGUGUCGGAAAGAGAGGUUCUGGUUCAGGUUCUGGUGUCAAAAAGUAAUGUGUUGCGUCCAGCAGUUUUUGAUGCAUAUAGAAAAGAUGUUGAGUUGAUGGUGUUCUUAUUUCCACGUUGCAUAUUGAAAGUGGUUCUGCUAUUUGUUCAUUAUCUUGGUUCAUGUCGUUUGUUAAAUCUCUCGGUUCGUGUUGUAAUGACAGCUAAGUGCUUUGUCACCUAAUAACUGAAAGAUGCACUUCUGAUAUUUUGAUAAAUGAAGUAAUUGUUUGUAAUUGACAUUCUGCAUUGAAUAAUAUGCAGAUUUUUCUAAAGCGAGUUCAUGUUUGUAUAUAUAUAUAUAUAUAUAUAUAUAUAUAUAUAUAUAUAUAUAUAUAUAUAUAUAUAUAUAUAUAUAUAUAAAUGGCAAUAACAUGUGUUGCUUAAUAUGUGAACUUUUAUUAUGUUUUCUACAAGGUCUCCCAAGUUAUUAAAAAGUGUACAAAGCCAAUGAAGCCGGCCUCUAGGAGUGUUAGCCGUAAAGUUAUAACCAGUGGUGGCAUGGUCAUUAGUAUUGUGCAAUAUUUCUACUGAAUAUUUACGUUAUUUAACAAGGGAAUAAAACUUGUGACAGAACU
Molecule: messenger RNA, 9477 nt
Organism: Scylla paramamosain (green mud crab)
Lineage: Eukaryota; Metazoa; Arthropoda; Malacostraca; Decapoda; Portunidae
Exons: 22
Coding region: 222-6032 (1936 amino acids)
Biological process (GO): positive regulation of D-glucose transmembrane transport; positive regulation of protein targeting to membrane; intracellular protein transmembrane transport
Cellular component (GO): plasma membrane
Molecular function (GO): calcium ion binding; calcium-dependent phospholipid binding
Source: RefSeq, a predicted model, not a curated record